AUGGCGAAUGGUUGGAUAGGAUUUCAAUUUCCUCGACUCACCAAAGAUGCCUUCGACAAUUGGACACUAUGGAUGAAGGCUAUUCUCGGUUCGCAAGAUUGCUGGGAGGUUGUAGAGAAAGAUUAUGAAGAGCGAGAUGAUUCCACUUUGAAUGCUACUGAAAAGAAUGCCUUACAGAAGUUAAGAACGAAGGAUAAAAACGCUCUUACUCUCAUCCAUCAAGGCUUGGAUGAUUCAAUGUUUGAAAAAGUGGCUAGUGAAACCACCGCGAAAAAGACAUGGGAAGUCCUCCAAAAUUGUUUCAGAGGAGUUGAUAAAGUGAAGAAAAUACGACUUCAAACUCUUAGAGGAGAGUUUGAAGCCCUUCGCAUGAAGGAAUCUGAGUCCAUUUCAGAUUAUUUCACAAGAAUGUUGGUCAUUGUGAAUCAGAUGAAGCGAUAUGGUGAAAGCUUGCCAGAUGUUCGAGUGGUGGAGAAAAUUCUUCGCUCAUUGCAACCAAAGUUUCUGCCAGUUGUGGUUGUUGAAGAGUCAAAAGACUUAGACUCGAUGACUAUUGACCAACUCUUGGGAUCUUUACAAGCUCAUGAGGAAAGACUAAAGAUCAAUUGGAAUUAA
This is a messenger RNA of Rhododendron vialii, 615 nucleotides long. RefSeq lists its product as uncharacterized. NCBI's taxonomy places the organism in Eukaryota, Viridiplantae, Streptophyta, Magnoliopsida, Ericales, Ericaceae. The record is from RefSeq and is a predicted model, not a curated record. The transcript has a single exon. Bases 1 to 615 code for a protein of 204 amino acids.